This is a messenger RNA of Onychostoma macrolepis, 2548 nucleotides long. It is a transcript of the gene rab39bb, whose product is annotated as RAB39B, member RAS oncogene family b. Gene Ontology annotation, cellular component: Golgi membrane. Gene Ontology annotation, biological process: Rab protein signal transduction. Bases 416 to 1057 code for a protein of 213 amino acids. Lineage: Eukaryota; Metazoa; Chordata; Actinopteri; Cypriniformes; Cyprinidae. The record is from RefSeq and is a predicted model, not a curated record. The transcript is spliced from 3 exons. Gene Ontology annotation, molecular function: GTP binding; GTPase activity.
UGAGUCAGGCUAUAUGAUGCUUCUACUGUCGCUUCCAUUUCAUCAGCACAAAACAUCCAAACAUUUCUCCAUCUUCCAAGCGUGGAUCAAAACAUGACAGGCAUAAAUCAUCUUUGACUUUUACGCGACUUUGAUCCAGGCAGGGAUCAUUUCAACAACACGCCGACUCAUCAUUAGCAACAUCUAAGCCAAAUAGACCGCCUACACGGCGCUGUUUGGUUUGCACCUGUUUGUUUGUUUGUUUGUUUUUUCUGUUGAGACGAAUGUUUUGUUUAUUAUACGGUAUGUUAUGUAAAUAGUUUAUGUCCGUCGUUUCAUCCAGCGGUUUCUAAAGAAGCUUCAAUCCUUUAAAGAUUAUGGAAUCUGCCGUUUGGUAGCUUUGAACCGACCAAACAAAAACAACACCUGAAUAAACAUGGAGGCAAUUUGGCUUUACCAAUUUCGACUGAUUGUUAUUGGGGACUCCACUGUUGGAAAAUCGUGUUUAAUUAGGCGAUUCACAGAAGGCCGCUUCGCACAGGUGUCAGACCCAACAGUCGGGGUAGAUUUUUUCUCUCGCCUGGUGGAGAUUGAACCUGGGAAACGCAUUAAACUGCAGAUUUGGGACACUGCAGGCCAGGAACGCUUCAGGUCUAUUACCAGAGCAUACUACCGUAACUCUGUGGGAGGUCUGCUGCUCUUUGACAUCACCAACCGUCGCUCCUUCCAGAACGUUCACGAGUGGCUAGAAGAGGCACGCAGCCACGUGCAGCCCCACAGCAUCGUCUUCCUGCUGGUCGGCCACAAAUGUGAUCUGGAACCACAGCGUCAGGUGAGCCGGCAAGAGGCCGAGAAACUAGCGGCUGCAUAUGGCAUGCGCUACGUGGAAACUUCAGCACGUGAUGCCAUAAACGUGGAGAGGGCUUUUACAGAGCUAACACGGGAUAUAUUCGAGCUGGUGAAGAGUGGGGAGAUCACCAUCCAGGAAGGUUGGGAGGGAGUGAAGAGUGGGUUUGUACCGAACGUGGUGCAUUCGUCAGAAGAAGUGACAAAGGGUGAUCGCCGGUGUUUCUGCUGAGUCAGUAAUCACCACCCUGGUACCUAUCAAACAUUUGGGCCCUGGUGGACAAAAAAACCCUGCUUCCUCCAAUCACAGGGUCAGUCUUCAACUCCCUGAUUAUGACAUCAUCACCCCUUUCCUGCCUGCUGAAUGCCUAAAUGAGUCCCACCAUGCCAUAUUGCUUCACUUUCUAUACUACUUUGCUCAUUUCCCGAAUCACACAAUCUUGUAAAUGGCCAAAUUGAACUGCUAAGAAUGAAACGUUAUUGCAGAACUCCUGCUGAAAGGCAGGUCAGAACUCUAUCUGCACUUUGUAACAUCUCUCAUUCAUUCUGUUCAGCCACGAAAGUUAAGACUUCCCAAAUGAAGAUGCUCUGGCUUUGGACAUCUCCCGUAUCGAGAAUAAGCUUGUUCCAGGUGUCUUCUACUGGUUGUGUCAUGGGGCAGAUAACCGACUAACACAAGUUUUACUUGCUGACUUUAACGAUGAAUGAUGGGAUAUGCGUUUCUGUUGACUCAAAGAUUUCAAGACUUGAAACAUUUGACUGCUGAAGGUGUCAAGUGUCUGAUUAUUUUAGUAAAGACAAAGGGAAGGAGACAUACUGCAAUAUACUACAUGAAUUUCCAGACUGAAAAAACACAAUCUGUAAUGAUUCCCAUAUGAACAAAACUAGAUUUUCAAUUGUAAUUGAAAUGGUGCGAGAUACACGUCAAGUGAUAUGAUAAUCCAUCAUGUCACCCAGGAGGUUCAUUUUAUGAUCUAAUACAGAGAUUCAUAAGAAACUACUGAAAGUACAUCCAUGAGGCCCAGAUGGAUUAAUAAACAUGCAUUACUUUACAAAUAUUAACAUUUCACUUAUCACACAUUACCACAAGAGGCCUCUGGUGCUCACCAGAAUUACAAGGAAAUCUUAAUCAGUUGUACUUAAGUACAUCUUUUACACCUUUUAUCCCAAAGAGUGUUUCUGAUGUUACAGCUUGUGAUUGUACUAUCUAAUGUGAAAAAAGCAAGCUCUUCCUAUAGGUUUUCUAAUCGCCCAGCGAGGACCAUUGAACUUGUACACAUUCACACAAGAUAUCUGUAUCUAUAGAGCUUGCAUUGCCAUGUAUUUAACCCUUACUUUAUUCAUCUAUAACAUCUUUACUUUUUUAAAUGACUUGCUCUUCACUCUUCACAAAUAUAUCCAUAGUCGCUUUCUCGAAUCUGACUGGAGAAGAUGUGUCGAUACUGUCCAUAAUAGUGCACAAUUGGCUGAGUAGUUAAUCUGUCACAUUAUUGGAUAACAUGAAGCCAUUUCAAAACAUGGCUGAGAAGGGGUCUCAGGUAAGAACCAGAGGUGUUUGGAUUGGGUGGACCACUUGCUCGCUCUGUAAGCUUUUUGUGGCUGAUGUGGAUUUGCAAGGACUGGCUGUACAAACACUACUGUUUCAGUGAAUUUGAGACACCCUGUACCUCUUCAUCAAGGGAACUUGAAAUGUACUACAGAUUAAAAUAACAUGAUAAAAAUG